AUGGUAUUUGAAAACGAUAACAAGAAUUCAGAAGCAAGUUCAUCAUCCCAUGUGUUGAAUCUCCCAAGAGAAACAACCCCACUUCUCAAUUCAAAAUCCCAACAUCAAUCCUCCCAAUUCAAGACUUUCGCUAAUGUUUUCAUUGCCAUCGUCGGCGCCGGAGUCCUCGGCCUCCCUUACACCUUCAAACGCACUGGAUACGCCACCGGAACCCUCACUGUAUUCGCCGUCGCGUACUUCACCCAACACUGUAUGAUGCUGCUCGUCAAAACCCGACGGAAACUCGAAUCACUCAACGGAUUCUCCAAAAUCAAUUCCUUCGGAGACCUCGGCUUCGUCGUCGCCGGCCCCAUCGGCCGGUCAUCCGUAGACAUAAUGAUCGUUCUUUCUCAAGCCGGAUUCUGCGUAAGUUACCUCAUUUUCGUCUCCAACACCCUGGUUAACAUCUUCAAUUUCACAUCACCAUCAAAUCCCACAACCCCCAACAUUCUAGGGUUAUCAGCCAAAACAUUUUACAUCUGGGCAUGUUUUCCGUUCCAAUUAGGGUUAAACUCAAUUCCAACAUUAACCCAUUUAGCCCCUCUAAGCAUAUUCGCAGACGUAGUAGACAUCGGAGCCAUGGGUGUGGUUAUGGUGGAAGAAGUGAUCAUCUACCUGAAUUCUAGCCCAGUUUUGCAAGCAUUUGGUGGGUUUUCUGCGUUCUUUUACGGCAUCGGAGUGGCAGUUUACUCUUUCGAAGGGAUUGGAAUGGUAUUACCAAUAGAAACAGAGAUGGAAAACAAGAACAAGUUUGGUAAAGUGUUGGGUAUAACAAUAGCUUUCAUUGCUAUAAUGUUUGCAUCUUUUGGUAUAUUUGGUUACUUUGCAUUUGGUGAUGAAACAAAAGACAUAAUCACUACAAAUUUAGGGCAAGGGUGGUUAAGCUCCGUGGUUCAAUUGGGUCUUUGUUUGAAUCUGUUCUUUACUUUUCCCAUAAUGAUGAACCCUGUUUAUGAAGUUUUCGAGAGGAUGUUUUGUGAAGGGAGGUAUAGUUUAUGGGUGAGAUGGAUUACUGUUUUAGUGGUGAGUUUAGUGGCUCUUUGUGUGCCUAAUUUUGCUGAUUUCUUGUCUUUAGUGGGUAGUAGUGUUUGCAUUGUGUUAGGGUUUGUGUUGCCUGCUUUGUUUCAUUUAAUGGUGUAUAGAAAUGAGUUGGGUUGGAUUGGGUGGGUCAAAGAUGGAGCCCUUGUUGUUUUUGGUGCACUUUUGGCUAUUACGGGUACAUGGACUUCUUUGUUAGAAAUUCUUGGAGCCAAAGCUUAA
Messenger RNA from Lactuca virosa, 1299 nucleotides. The record is from the annotation of a GenBank genome assembly. Lineage: Eukaryota; Viridiplantae; Streptophyta; Magnoliopsida; Asterales; Asteraceae.